AUGAAGUUGCUGCUACUUUUCACUGCUCUUACAUCACUUUCCCGCCAUGCCAAUGGAUAUUACCCUCUAUUCACCUUGACGGCUUCGUUCUUCGACGAUCUCGGCCCCGAAGUCGACCGCAAAUUCGUCGUCGACAUUUCGGACGGGGCCAGUUUUGUGGUGGACAGAGACCUCUACUUCGAGAAGACCGGCAUCAACAACACGUUCGCAAAUAAGUAUUCAAAUACUUUUUUCAAACUCUACGGCUUCGCCAACACAUACAAUCUUGUAUACAACCGACAAAUCUCAACAGUUCUCGGAAUCCUCGGCCAAGACCGUGUGAAAAUUCAUGGUAACGUUGUGAAAGAUGCGUCAUUCGCGGUAGCGACUAGAUCAAUGCUCUACAGUGACUGUGCAGCGCAGGAUCUGUCUGGUCGCUACGUGGCCGGGAGAAUUGGGUUUGCCCGAGAGAAUGUGACAGAGAUCGAUUUGAAGGGCCAUUUCUUGAGAAAUGCCGGUGGCAAUAACCUGUGCUUGUCAGUGGUUAAUGAUGACAAAGGGUGAGCAUUAACAACGUGGUUGUAUCAGUCUGUCGGGGAGAUAAUGCGGAUUUGUCGCAGCAAAAUGAGGCGCUGCGCAUAAGCAUUAUUUUUCUGAUAGGCUGAAAAAAAGUGGUGGUUUCACAGAGCCUUAUGUAGAAUCCUAGGGACCUCUGAAAACGAAGACCCCUCAUUUUGCAUUGUGAAAUGUGCGAAAAGUCACCUGGGCGAUCCACGUCAAACUGAGAUAAGCGAAAACGGUCCUGUGAAUGGAUUGGCAAUUCGCUGAAAAAAGGAGCAAAGAAACGUUUUGUCGCAUGUCGGGGAAGAAAUGGGGAAAUUUUGGGGCGAGAGAGAACGUUUUUUUCUCUGUCUUCUCUGUAAAAUCAAGACAAGUGUCAAAAACCAAUAACGAAAGGUCAAUUCCGGUCACCGGACUCUUCAGUUUGACGCGCGACCCUUCUUAUUUCGAUUAUCACCUCAAUUUUAAUGCCUUCCUUGCAGCCAGCUCAAGUCCAACGUCUCCUUGGGACCUCCUGUCUACAACAAAGCCGAAGUUAUAACUUCCUUCAAAUCACUCAACGACGAAAAAGAUAAGCGGGGACUAUGGCAAGUUCCCUUGGACUUGAUCAGCAUUGGGCGCUAUCGCGUUCGGCUAACCGUUCCAGCCGUUCUAAGCACCACGCUGGAUCAGAUCGCGGUUCCAAGAGAAAUUUUCUUUGCCAUCAACGAGGCAAUUAACGCCACACACGACGAAGAUACUCGGCGUUAUCAUGUCGAUUGUCGUCGAAAAAUCCCUGUAAAUUUGGGAAUAAACGGUAAGCUAUUGAAAGUGCCGUUUGAAGAAUGGACAGUACCCUAUAAAGGGCGAUGCUAUACGAAGAUUGGAAUGACCCUGAUUCCGGAGUAUGUGCUGGGAAACAGCUUCUUCUCCAGCAACGGAGUUUGUCUCGACUUUGAAGAGGAGACUAUCACGAUUUUUAAGCGCAAACGCAACGGACAUCCAUCUGUCGGGCUACUUGAUGGCGACGAAGAUGAAUUGAUCAUGUAUAAGAGAGAUCCCAUUGUUAAUAAGGGUAUUUAA
Bursaphelenchus xylophilus (pine wood nematode) is the source of this 1602-nucleotide messenger RNA. Lineage: Eukaryota; Metazoa; Nematoda; Chromadorea; Rhabditida; Aphelenchoididae. The record is from the annotation of a GenBank genome assembly.